This is a messenger RNA of Petromyzon marinus (sea lamprey), 648 nucleotides long. It is a transcript of the gene MED10, whose product is annotated as mediator complex subunit 10. Gene Ontology annotation, molecular function: transcription coregulator activity. NCBI's taxonomy places the organism in Eukaryota, Metazoa, Chordata, Hyperoartia, Petromyzontiformes, Petromyzontidae. Gene Ontology annotation, biological process: regulation of transcription by RNA polymerase II. Gene Ontology annotation, cellular component: mediator complex. The record is from RefSeq and is a predicted model, not a curated record.
GCUACGAUUGGUUAAAACCGAGCAUCACGUGGCGCUUCGGAGCAGCCAAUCGGACGCCUUUCGUGAGCACGGGCCUCAGCCUCGCCUCGCCUGGCCGCCCUGCUAACGUUUCCGCUCGACAAUCAAUAGCCCGGCAAUUCAUAAACAUGGGAGAGAAAUUCGACAACUUGGAGGAGCACCUGGAGAAGUUCAUCGAAAACAUUCGGCAGCUGGGAAUCAUCGUGAGCGAUUUCCAACCGAGCGGACAAGUUGUGUUGAACCAGAAGCUGAACACAAUGAUCGGCGGGCUGCAGGAGAUCGAGAAGUGCCGGCAGUCUCUUCACGACGUGCACGUACCGUUGGAAGUCUUUGAAUACAUCGACCAGGGGAAGAACCCCCAGCUCUACACCAAAGAAUGCCUGGAGCGUGCACUCGCGAAGAAUGAGCAGGUCAAGGGCAAGAUCGACGCCAUGAAGAAAUUCCGGAGCCAGCUGAUCGCCGAGCUCAGCCGCGUCUUCCCCGAAGAGAUGAACAAGUACAAGGCGCUCCGUGGCGAGGACGGGUCCGCGACGUAAGCCCAGCCCAAGAUGCCUCGUUCCCUCGUCUGCUUCCCAUGCAGUACCACGGUCCCGCCUGGAAACAGCCACGGAUGCAUCUUCACUUUCCCCC